AUGGCCCAAGCACCGAAGAUUCAAAACCUCUGGGAACCAUCAUGGCCAAAUUUUAAUGAUGUGAGCAACGGUAGUUCACUUUGGGACUCUGGCGCGACCAAGCCGGGAACUUUACACGAAAAUCUCGACGGUAUGCCCAUUUUGAUUGCUUCAUGUGUGAUGUUAUCAGGAUUUUCCGAUGUGCUUAUUUCCAAAGAGUCAUUGUUUCCAGAAGCCAAUGUGUGGUCAUCUCUCGAUGCUGACGAGUCUUCUUGUUCUUCUCGUCACCUAGAUAAUCAGCGGUCUAGCUCAGACCCAUCUGAUAUUAUCUCACCCUACUCGGCAUGGAAUUGCGACCAAAUAGACAAGUUGUGGAGUCCGUCCGCCAACGAGACGAACGAGUGGUCUCUGUCGUCCAAAAAAACAUGGUUUGACUGUAUUUCCAAUGCCACCGGUCCAGACCCAUUAAGUGAAAGUUCUUUUGCCGCCCCAGACCAAGUGCCUGAAAAUAUUAUUCCAGAAAAUGUCUUUCAAAGCGUUUGGUCCCCGUCCACAUUUUGCGAUUCUGAUCUGCGACCGGAAAAGGCUGUUUGGGGUAAAUUGCCAAUUGAGAAUGCAACUAACAACGAGUCGCGUUCGCUGUCCUCAGCCACUACCGCUACCACUGGUCCUGAUGACCUCAUUACUCAGCUCAUAAACUCACACGACGGGUGGGGUAGUCGGGGUGUGGACCAGUCAACCCCGUGGGAGGAAACUGCCACUGGUCACCCAAGUGAUCCUAACAACAAUGAUGCAGGUUACUACGCCAAAAAGUCUUUCGCCUCGGCCAAAACCGAGCCCACCGGACUGUUGCAGGAGAACAAUGUCUGGACAAACGAGCCGCCCACAGGCACUGGCAUUUGGGAAUUGCAUUAUGAACAGCAGGGCAAGAAGACUGCUCGCUGGCAGCAGAACCAGGAGGAGACGCGUGACCUUUGCCAACUACCCCUGGCCGGUGGUAUGCCCGGCACGAAAAUCCCCAUGGCUGCAGUUCAGUUUCGACCACCUAAUCAGCCCAAUGACUUGAUGUCUUGGACAAAUAUGCCUGCUCGGCCCUUUGACUGGAGGAACUCACUGGUUCAAGCGCCAAACUCGGGUGGUGCUGGUGGUAGCCAACCCCUCCUGAAACCCAAGAUGCCAAAUCUGCGUCCUCUUCUUGGCAGCACCGGCGCCCAC
Dibothriocephalus latus is the source of this 1194-nucleotide messenger RNA. The record is from the annotation of a GenBank genome assembly. Lineage: Eukaryota; Metazoa; Platyhelminthes; Cestoda; Diphyllobothriidea; Diphyllobothriidae.